UUUUGUCUUUUUGUAUUUUCAAUAAGUAAAUAUUAAAGUAAUUACAAGAUGCCUAAAAAAACUACAAAAAAAACACAGAAAAAUGAAGUUGCAACAUUGCCAAUUAUUAAUGAUGAAAACUAUAGUGAUGCGAUGAAAAAAGCAUCAUUUUUAUUAGACUUUGAUGUUCGAGUGGAAAAUGAUAUUGAAGAGAUGAAAAAGUAUAUGGAAGAUGUAGUGUCCAGUCUAAAUCGAACAUUUCUACGACAGAAAAAUUUACUAAAAAAGGAAAUUCGGACUAUGAAAGUUGUUGAUUUCUUGAAAAUGGGAGGAGAUUUAAAUACAUUAGACUUCACAGAAAUAGUUCGUCCAUUGAUAGAAGAUCCAGAUAUAAGCUUUCAAGUCAGUGUGCAAAUGGAUGACACAUUUAAACAACCUUUACCUUCUCUAAGAAAAUCAACACGCAAAAGAGCUGGACAAGUUGCUGAGUCACCUUUAGUAUAUGACACUGGAUCAGUCAAAGGAAAGCCUAGAAAAGCUCUUCCCAACUCAAGAUCAAAGCCUCAAUUGAAUCCUCCUUUUAUUGUUCCAAAGUUUGAUCCAAAAAACCCUAUUGGCGUAUUUAGAGAGGAAAAAAGAGGAGAAACACUUUUGUCUUUGAAUGGUUCACCAGUUGUUCCAUGUCGUACAUCUGACCCACCUGGUGAUAAUAUAUGUUUAAUUGAAUUAAAAAAAGAGCAAACUAUACUGCGCGGUACACUAUUUGAUUCAAUGAGUCCCGGUUCAUUGGUUGCAAGUAGAGACAGGAUUCUACAAGUCGUGGGAGCUAUAACUUCGCGUCUGGAAGAUUUUGAUUCUAAAACCAAUGCAGAAAAUUCGAAACCUGGUAAUGGUUAUAAAUAAUCUGUGCCAAUAUAGCCGAGCAAAAACUUUUUUAUUAAAAUGCUUUAAUUGUUAUUCUGUGAAUUCUUUUAUUAACACAUAAUUUAGUUUCUA
Molecule: messenger RNA, 975 nt
Organism: Hydra vulgaris (swiftwater hydra)
Lineage: Eukaryota; Metazoa; Cnidaria; Hydrozoa; Anthoathecata; Hydridae
Biological process (GO): mitotic sister chromatid segregation
Cellular component (GO): spindle midzone; chromosome, centromeric region; chromosome passenger complex
Source: RefSeq, a predicted model, not a curated record